Molecule: messenger RNA, 878 nt
Organism: Aureococcus anophagefferens
Lineage: Eukaryota; Pelagophyceae; Pelagomonadales; Pelagomonadaceae
Exons: 2
Coding region: 173-742 (189 amino acids)
Source: RefSeq, a predicted model, not a curated record
GCACUCGGAGUGUUCACCGCUCCUGCGCUCGUGCGGGCGACAACUUGUUGAGUAUUCUCAGUCGGGGGGUGGCUGCCGAGCCGCCCCCGGCCCCUGAAGGCCCUCCGCGGCCCCCGCAAGCCCCCGCAAGCCCCCGCGCGCGUCCCCGGACGCGCGACCGAACACUUCAACAAUGGCCGUCCUCUCCCCCGAGGUCCAGGCGGCCUUUGAGCGGGCCGAGGCGGCGCUCCUGCACCAGAACCCGGGCCUCGAGCCGGCGGACCUCGCGGCCGUCGCGGCCGCGGCGCUCGGCGCGGGCGCCGGCGGCCUCUUCGAGGACGCGGCGCCGGACGCGGCGCCGGACGUCGCGGCGGCGGGCGGCGACGCGCUCUUCGGCGCCUUCGCGGCCCAGUACGCCGAGGCGAGCCGGGGCCAGGUGCUCCACGUGCGGCGCCACGUGCUCGACCGCCUCGACGGCACGCGGCUCCUCGUCACGAACCCGGAGCUGAGCCUCGUCGACGCGGUGACGCUCACGGAGGGCGCGUCCUACGCCCACGCCUACAAGCGGCCCGACUUCAAGCCGCUCGUGACCAAGGACGGCGCCUUCGUGCUCGGCGUCCGCGACCACCUCACGCGCGGCGCGGACGAGUUCCUCCACCAAGACGCGGCCAUCGACCUCAAGGACCUGGCCGCCGUCAAGGAGCGCGCGCGCCUCUCGAAGAUCUCCAACAAGCUCAAGCCCAAGUUCCGCCGACGCCUGUGAUCGACCGUUUUGUGUCCCUUCGGCCGCCGCUGCACGCGGCGGCCGCGACGCGCCCCCCCCCCCCGCACACUGCGCAUACGCCCGCGCCGCGCGACCGCGCGCGGCCCUGUUCAUCCGUAACCACACACUGGACCCC